Myxocyprinus asiaticus (Chinese sucker) is the source of this 1902-nucleotide messenger RNA. Its product is annotated as coagulation factor IX-like. Gene Ontology annotation, biological process: proteolysis; blood coagulation. Gene Ontology annotation, molecular function: serine-type endopeptidase activity; calcium ion binding. The record is from RefSeq and is a predicted model, not a curated record. NCBI's taxonomy places the organism in Eukaryota, Metazoa, Chordata, Actinopteri, Cypriniformes, Catostomidae. Bases 193 to 1710 code for a protein of 505 amino acids. Gene Ontology annotation, cellular component: extracellular region. The transcript has 8 exons.
ACACUAUUUGCUGCUACUUUUGUAUUUGAUGUUGAGAAUGCGGAUUUAUAUGGGUAGAAAAAAAAAUCUCAUAAAGGUUCACACAGUACGCAUGUUCCACAGUUUGACAGUGAAGUAGGCAGGAACAGUACUUUGGAGCAUUGGCUCAGAUUAUUUCUCUGCCAACUGUGGAAUAGUAAUUUGGUUUGACAUAUGGCUUCAUUCAUUCUUAUUCUCUUACCAUGUAUUUUGCUACAGACCUUCGCAGCCCCAGGUUCAGUGUUCCUCGAUGGGGAGAAAGCAGACAGUAUAUUGUGGAGACGCAGGCGGGCAAAUGCAGGAUGGUUUGAGGAGUUGCUGAAGGGGAAUGUGCAGAGAGAGUGUAUAGAAGAGAAGUGUGACUUUGAGGAGGCCAGAGAAGUCUUUGAAAAUGAUGAAAAGACAAUGGAGUUUUGGGUGAGUUAUAUUGAUGGGGACCAGUGUAAAUCGGCACCUUGUCAGAACCGAGGCACCUGUGCUGACCAGAUGGGCACAUACACCUGUAACUGCCUGCCAGGAUUUGUUGGCAAAAACUGUGAAAUAGUGACUGCCAGACAGUGUGCUGUUGAUAACGGUGGCUGUGAGCAUUUUUGUGUGCUGCUGGAGAACCAUAGGACAGAGUGUCAGUGUGUAUCUGGAUACAAACUCAUGGAAGAUGGGCUCGCAUGUGAACCGAUAGUGAAGUUCCCAUGUGGCAAAGUCAGCAAAACAGCUUCAAGAUCUUUUGUCAGUGGCUUCACUUCCACAGUCAACUCACAGUCUUCCAAAAGGACAAACACAUCAACAUCCACCAUACCCAAAACAGAGAAUCGGACCACUACCUCAGCUUCUAAACAGAAAGAAACCAAAAUCCUGUCCUCUCGCACUAAACUCCCUAAAUGGGUAUUUGAUGAGUAUUUGAUGUCUCCUAUCCCAACAGUUAGUGGACCAAAGAGCCGAAUUGUUGGCGGCAAUUCUGCCUUACCAGGAGAAAUCCCUUGGCAGGUGGCGCUGGUGGCUCGCUCAACACAGCAAGUGUUCUGUGGAGGCUCCAUUCUGAGUCCGUUAUGGGUCAUUACAGCAGCCCACUGUCUGGAGGGGAACAAGAAUGGAUCUUUCUUCGUCAGAGUAGGGGAGCAUGACAUUUACAAGACUGAAGGCACCGAACAGAAUUUGGAAGUCAACCGUUCCAUUUCACAUCCUCGUUAUAACCCUAAAUUAGGCCUCUACAAUCAUGAUGUUGCCCUGUUGCGGCUACGCACACCCAUCCGCUUCACUGAAAUGGUGUGGCCUAUAUGUCUGGGGCCCAUGGGCUUCUCAAACUCCCUGCUCCAGUCUGGAGCUCUGGCCACUGUCAGCGGCUGGGGCCGGCUGAACUACCAAGGACGAACUGCGAUGACUCUACAAAAGGUUGAGUUGCCCUAUGUGGACAGAACAGUAUGUAAGGAAAGCAGUAGUGACCUAAUUACACACUUUAUGUUCUGUGCUGGCUACUCUAAUACUCCUAAGGAUUCGUGUCAGGGGGACAGUGGGGGGCCCCAUGCCAUGCGUUACCACAACAUCUGGUUCCUAACUGGUAUUAUCAGCUGGGGAGAAGAAUGUGCCAAGAAAGGGAAGUAUGGUGUGUACACACAAGUCGGUAACUAUUACCGUUGGAUACAGCAUUUGAUGGGUGUUACUAAAGGAGCACUACUUACUAAUGUGGACCAGUGACAUCAAGGUUGUGGAUCUUGAAUUCAUGACAUUGUAAUGUCACAUUACACUGUGUUAUAGUAUGUCAGCAUAUUCUGUGAUAAUCAAACUUGAGAAAUAUUUGAUAAAAGUUAUCUGUGCACAUGGAAAAUGUAACAUUCAAACUAUUAAAAUUUUGAUGGUUAAUAAAGUUUAUGUUUUUUGAGCACCACC